UUCACUACACUCAAAAUGGGCAGCACCAAACUUGUAGGACUUGGUUUUGCUGUCCUCCUAAGCAUUGGACUGUCCGAUGCUGCACGGGUAGCAAGAUACUCUACUGCUGAAGGGAAAGGUGAGGGACGGGGAGAGGGAGUUGGAUAUGGAAAUGGUACCGGUUCAGGGUCUGGGGGUGGCUUUGGGUCUAGUGACACUAGUGACACAGGGGGCAGGGAUGGGAUAAGUAAGGCCCAUGCUACAGCUGGAGGUGGAGGAGGCGGCAGUGGCAGUAGUGGACAAUACGACGGAGCUGGAUAUGGUUCUGGCUUAGGAUCCGGCUCUAGCUCAAGUGCUAGUGAAGGUAACGGAAGAGAGUGGCUUGCUGGUGGAUAUGCUAAUGCUGGAGGUUCAGGUGGCGGAGGUGGUGCCGGACAAGGUGAUGGCAGCUCCGGGUCUAGUGGUCAUGGGUAUGGAUCUGGAUCAGGUGGUGGCACUGGUACACGGUAUAAUGAUGGUGGCUAUUUCGGAGGUCAUUCGGAUGCGGUUGGUGGUGGUGACGGUGAUGGCGGAGGCAGUGGGCAAAAGGGUGGAUACGGUACUGGUGGAGGGGACGGACAAGGGUAUGGAAACAGUGGGUAUGGAUCAUCAUCGCCCUAAAUUAAGCUCUUUGUUGUUGGAAUGGAUCAACCUAAACCUAAAGCCCAUUACACAUUUAGUCAUACAACUUACUGUCCCACAAUGUUCGCUUUAUUUUGUCCUUAAUUAGUCUUCGUUUUAUGUACUAGGUAGUAAGAAAUAAAAGGGCAUCAAUCUUUACUACUACAGAACUAGUUAUAAGUGUCACCUCGUCAAUUCCGGUUCAGUCAAAACCAGUAAUGAUAGGGUACCAGUGCCGGUUGGUAGCAAUAUCAAGCA
Phragmites australis (common reed) is the source of this 897-nucleotide messenger RNA. Its product is annotated as putative glycine-rich cell wall structural protein 1. The transcript has a single exon. Bases 16 to 639 code for a protein of 207 amino acids. Lineage: Eukaryota; Viridiplantae; Streptophyta; Magnoliopsida; Poales; Poaceae. The record is from RefSeq and is a predicted model, not a curated record.